Messenger RNA from Homalodisca vitripennis (glassy-winged sharpshooter), 630 nucleotides. RefSeq names its product proline-rich receptor-like protein kinase PERK10. The record is from RefSeq and is a predicted model, not a curated record. The transcript is spliced from 2 exons. NCBI's taxonomy places the organism in Eukaryota, Metazoa, Arthropoda, Insecta, Hemiptera, Cicadellidae. The coding region runs from base 1 to 630 and encodes 209 amino acids.
AUGAGUUCCUUGGAUUCUAUUUCCAAGAAAUGUUGCUCAACAGCUCCUGCUGAGUGCUGGCCCACGUUUGUCGGAUAUCCGAUAUCUUCUGCGGGACACGACCCUUGCCCCACAUUCAUGGUUUUGUGCUGCCUACUCGGUUAUCAGGAGAUACACUAUGAUGUUGUACAGCCCAAACAACCUCCUCCAGCAGACCGUUUUAUUACGUAUAAGCAACCUCCUCCAGACCGUUUGACUAGGCCCAAACAAACUCCUACAGAUCGUUUGACUAGGCCCAAACAACCUCCUCCAGACCUUUUGACUAGGCCCAAACAACCUCCUCCAGACCGUUUGACAUGGCCCAAACAAUCUCCUCCAGACCGUUUUAUUACGUCUAAGCAACCUCCUCCAGACCGUUUGACUAGGCCCAAACAAACUCCUAUAGAUCGUUUGACUAGGCCCAAGCAAUCUCCUCCAUACCAUUUUAUUACGUCUAAGCAACCUCCUCCAGACCGUUUGACUAGGCCCAAACAACCUCCUCCAGACCAAGACAAGGCGAGUCGGCCUAGAGUGAGAGGAGGCGAGAGCACCACGUACCCUCUCACACUCGCCUUAUUUCAGCAUGUGGUCGGUGAGAGUGAACUAUGUUGA